This is a messenger RNA of Atta colombica, 2187 nucleotides long. RefSeq names its product glutamate receptor ionotropic, delta-2-like (gene Ir93a). The coding region runs from base 1 to 2187 and encodes 728 amino acids. The record is from RefSeq and is a predicted model, not a curated record. The transcript has 12 exons. Gene Ontology annotation, cellular component: membrane. NCBI's taxonomy places the organism in Eukaryota, Metazoa, Arthropoda, Insecta, Hymenoptera, Formicidae. Gene Ontology annotation, molecular function: ligand-gated monoatomic ion channel activity.
AUGAAUAUGAUUUCCGUCUUCUUCCUUGCGUGGAUCUUAAAUUCGGGUGACGCUUUCAGUGACUUUCCAUCGUUGAUAUCCACUAAUGCUUCGCUGGCGGUCGUUAUUGACAAGAGUUUUUUCGAUAAUAAGGCUGACUAUCGCGAUAUAGUAAAAAAUGUUUACAGCUUCAUUACGGCAAUUACGAGAGAAAAAAUACAUAUGGCUGACAUUGACGUGCACAUCUUUGAAGGAACAAAGGGACAUAAUUUUCGAGAUUUUACGGUGCUUUUAUCCGUGACUUCGUGUUAUCAAAUGUGGAGCCUUCAUGAUGCAGCGCGUAAAGAGGAGCUUGUACAUUUAGCAAUAACAGAUGAGGACUGUCCACGACUUCCUGAUGCGGAGGGUGUGAGUAUCCCCUUAAUAUUGCCAGGCAAAGAAUUAUCCCAGAUUUUCUUCGAUAUGAGAUCGAUCGACGCUUUGCUCUGGAACAAUGUCAACAUAUUGCACGACGAUACCUUCGAUAGGGACACAAUCGGUAGAGUCACAAAAGCUUUAUCGACUUCGUUGCCAAAUAAAAAAUUUAACCUGGUUUCCAGGACGUUAUUUACUUUUAAGCAUGCUAAUUCUGAACGUAAUAGAAGAUAUGAUAUAAAAAACAUGCUUGAGAGUUUCCAUGUGGAACAAUUGGGAAAAUGCUUUCUGGUAAUCGUCACGAUAGAUACAGCGGCUGAUGUUAUGGAAGUUGCAAAGUCUUUAAAUAUGGCGCUACCCGACAGUCAGUGGUUAUAUAUCAUCACUGAUAGUGUAGUACGAAACUCUACAAAUAUUACCAGUUUCGCCGAUUUAUUGACGGAAGGCAGUAAUGUAGCUUUCAUUUACAAUGUGACGGACAGCGAUACAUAUUGCAAUGUCAGUUUAAAAUGUUAUAUCCAAGAGUUGGUUUCGGCUUUGGCUAACGCUUUAAAAAUGUCGUUGAUGACUGAAAUAGAAUUAUACAGUCAUAUGACCGAUGAGGAGUUCGAACUCAUCCGAUUAAAUAAGCAGGAAAGACGUCAGGAAAUUCUCAAAAGUAUUAAAAUACAGCUUAUCGAGGAUACUUUUUCUACGAACGGCGUUUGCGGUAAAUGUCUGUUUUGGCGAUUCGCUUCGGCCAUAACAUGGGGCAACUUCUUCAUUCACGGCAAGAAUGUCGCGCACUUGAUUGAAUCGGGAACGUGGAUACCUGUCCUAGGUGCGAAUUUUACAGACGUUCUUUUUCCACACGUAAUGCACGGUUUCCGAGGGAUCAACGUACCAAUCGCUACGUAUCACAAUCCGCCGUGGCAAACUAUCUCGUUGACUAAUUCUGGCGAAAAGGAAUACGGAGGACUCCUUUUCGACGUUGUGAGAUAUCUAGGGAAAAAAUUGAACUUUACUUAUAAUGUGCUCAGCCCGGCGAUCAAUCGGACCAAGUUCACUCGUAACGCUACUGUAGCCAAUGUGGUGUUAACAUCGACAACGAGAGAAAUGCCAUCGCAGAUAAUAGAUAUGAUUCUGGAGAAAAAGGUCCUUUUUGCAGCCUGCGCGUACACCGUGAAUGAUCAUGGAAGGAAACAGAUCAAUUUUACUUUGCCGAUUUUUAUACAGACAUAUAGCUUCCUAACUGCAAAACCGGGCCAACUUUCUAGAGCAUUGUUGUUCACCGCGCCCUUUACCAAAGAGACGUGGGCUUGCCUGGCAGCAUCCAUUAUUAUAAUGGGCCCGGUGUUGUACUUGAUUCACAAGUACAGUCCAAGCAGCACGAAGACAUCGGGGCUCAAUUCCUGCUGGCAAUGCGUAUGGUACAUCUACGGGGCUCUUCUUCAGCAAGGGGGAAUGUACUUACCCCAUUCCGACAGCGCUCGCCUGUUGGUCGGUGUCUGGUGGUUGGUUGUGAUGGUCUUAGUAGCAACCUAUUCCGGAAGUUUGGUCGCGUUCCUAACAUUCCCAAAUACAGACACUGCCAUCCUGACCGUGGAUGAUCUUAUUGCUCAUAAAAACAAAUUAACGUGGGGCUUUCCUAAUGGCAGCUUUUUAGAAGAGUAUCUAAAGAAUGUCGAAGAAGAAAAGUAUCAUAUUCUUUUGGAGCGGGCUAUAAUUCAUAACGCGACACAAGAAGCGGAUAUGGUUGAGCAGAUAAAGAUGGGCAAGCACGUGUUAAUUGAUUGGAGAAGCACAUUGAGGUAA